Messenger RNA from Misgurnus anguillicaudatus (oriental weatherfish), 1261 nucleotides. NCBI's taxonomy places the organism in Eukaryota, Metazoa, Chordata, Actinopteri, Cypriniformes, Cobitidae. The record is from RefSeq and is a predicted model, not a curated record.
AAGCGAAGAAAAUCAUAGAAAGAGACCUAUUUACAAAGCGAUAAAAAGCUACAUCGAGUGUGAGAGUGCAGAAACACGCAAGUUUACAACCACUUAUACGUAGAGUAUUUGUGUGUGUUCACGAGUGUUUUCGACCACUUGAUCGCUCAUCACUUCUCCGGUUUGUCCCUCACUAACACCGAGGGCAUCACCGUUGAGAGGCGUCGACAGACUGGAAGUCAGCGUUCGUAGUGACAGUUUCUCUGAUCUGAUCAUCUAUCAGUUAAGGGAUUCGUCGCACUUCGCAGACGGAAAGUUCAUGGAGACGAUUUUACGCACUGAGGACGACAGUCCAAAAGUGUGUUUGCCCCUCACUAACACCGAGGGUGGCAUUACUAAGAGAGGCGUUGACAGGCUUGAAGUCAGCGUUUGGAGUGACAGUUUCCCUGAUCUGAUCAUCGAUCAGUCACGGGAUUCGUCGCACUUCGCAGACGGAAAGUUCAUGGAGACGUCACUUUUACGCACUGAGGACGACAGUCCAAAAGUGUGUUUGCCCCUCACUAACACCGAGGGUAGCAUUACUAAGAGAGGCGUUGACAGGCUUGAAGUCAGCGUUUGGAGUGACAGUUUCUCUGAUCUGAUCAUCUAUCAGUCACGGGAUUCGUCGCACUUCGCAGACGUAAAGUUCAUGGAGACGUCACUUUUACGCACUGAGGACGACAGUCCAAAAGUGUGUUUGCCCCUCACCAACACCGAGGGUGGCAAGUGUAGAGGAGCCCAUGGACAGGACGCCAGCGUUUCGAGUGAACAUUUCUCUGAUCUGAAAAACAUCCAGGGAUGGGAUUUGUUGUUCUCCGCUGACCACAUGUCCAUGGAGCCUUUUACUACACAUGCUGAGCCAAAAGCAUGUUUGUCCGACAUCCUCACUGAUGGCGACAUCUUUGAGAGGAGAGGAGUCGAUGGACCAGAAGUUGACGGUUGUAGUGACCGAUUCCUUGAUUUGACUAUCCAUCAGUCACAGGAUUCGUCACUCCCUGAGUACUCUCUGAGUCCAAAAGUAUGUUUGUCCCUCACUGACAUCGAGGUUGACAUUGGAGUAAAUGAAUUGGAAGUUGACAUUUGUAGUGACAGUUUCCCUGAUCCGAUUGACAUCGAUUCACGGGAUUUGUCACUCACUCCUGGUAACAGGCCAAUGGAUGUGUCACACACUGUGGACGACAGCCCAGAAGAGACCGUCCGCGAGAGCGAGUCCAAACAUGUGCGUUUGUGGAUCAGAGUGUAA